CGAACGUUACGCUUAGCCAAGCGUGUUACGAAGUUGCUAGUGGCCGGCGCUAUAUUCGGGGCGCCGCGCGCUGCGGACGGUGGCCGAGAGAGGACACGUUUCCUGCCUUUCGGCCCCGUAGCCAUCUCAGUGAUGCCGUUGGCUCCGGCGGGGCCGGCGCACUUGGUGCGCUGCGGGCAGAAGGAUGAGCUGUACCGGAGCGGGCUGCGCAGCGGGGCCGGCGCAGCGCUGCACGGGCUGACGGGUGCUAAGAAAUGGCUAGAAUGGAGGAAAGAAAUUGAACUUCUUUCUGAUGUAGCAUACUUCAGCCUCACCACUUUGUCAGGUUAUCAAACUCUUGGUGAAGAGUAUGUUAAUAUUGUCCAAGUUGAUUCUUCCAAGAAGAGAAUCCCUUCUCUGCUUCGACGGGCCAUUUUGAUUUCUCUUCAUACUGUUGUGCCUUAUUUGUUGGACAAAGGAUUACUCCAUCUGGAACACGAGUUGCAAACAGAAACUGAUGGAUUUAGAGGCUUGCAAAACAGUGGUUUAUGCAGCCGUACUUUGGUACGAAGCUGGAUUCAGAAACAAGUUGGCAGAUUGACAGAAAAACAGAAGAAAAGCCUCUUACAAAUUGUGUAUGUCCUCAAGCAAUUCAUCCCCCUGUUCCGUAGGCUGCAUCUGGCAAUAUUUUAUAUAAAUGGCAUCUUCUAUCACAUCUCUAAAAGGAUCACUGGAAUAUCUUAUCUUCGUGUUCCAGGAUUGCCUGGAGAUGACCAGAGCGUUCGAUCAAGUUACAAGCUUCUUGGGAUAGUUUCACUGCUGCAUCUUGUACUGACAGUUGGUGUUCAGAUAUACAGCUUCCAACAAAGGCAAAGGGCAAGGCAGGAGUGGAAACUACACCGCAACCUUUCCUGUCCAAAAAAUCAGACGGAGGAAAAAUCUGUUAUACGCAGUUCCCGGUGCACAUUGUGCUUAGAAGAACGUAGGCAAAAGCUAUUGCAUGUUUAUUCUAGAACAAUUUUCAGCCUUAGUAGUAAAAUAACCUUGCUCUGCUAG
Molecule: messenger RNA, 1035 nt
Organism: Pelodiscus sinensis (Chinese soft-shelled turtle)
Lineage: Eukaryota; Metazoa; Chordata; Testudines; Trionychidae
Gene: PEX10
Product: peroxisomal biogenesis factor 10
Biological process (GO): protein import into peroxisome matrix
Cellular component (GO): peroxisomal membrane
Molecular function (GO): zinc ion binding
Source: RefSeq, a predicted model, not a curated record